AUACUGAGCUUUUUGUUCGGCAUCUUAUGUUUUCAUUAGGAAAAGUAGCGCAACCAAGUCACCGAGGGAAGGAUAAGGGAGCAACGGAGUGAGCGCAGGGCAAAGAGGGAGAGGGGAAGAGUUGUGCAGGAGAAGAAAUCUUUUUUUUUUCAGUCUGGUUCUGAAUUAGAGGAGAUUUUGGGAGAUUUGUGCCUUUUCUCUCACACAGUCCCCACUCUUCGUCACCAGCUGCUCGCCAGAUUUCAGCCAUGACCUGUCCCUUCACCUCCUCAGUUGGACUCCUGUUCCUUCUGAUUGGCUACGCUGCUGCAGGACCUGGACCUGAAACUGAACUGCGGCCUCGAGCGGUGCGUUCAAGUGCCUGUCAAGAGCACACAAACCUUCACAACCGCCUGGAUGUAGUGGAGAAGAAAGUGGAGGACACGGUUGAGAAGUUGGAGGUUGAGCUGGCUGCUCUUCUGGAUGCCAUUGAAGCCCCAGAGUGGCGCCCCCUGUUGGACAACACAGGGAAGACAGCCGUGGACAUCCUGGAAGACCCUGGGCAGUUAAACCAACCAGGAAACGGGGGUGGAACAGCGAUUCAAGAACCCUUUUGAACAUAGACUUCGAAGGAUCCAAUCCUUGUCCAUGAUUUAAACACAAGAAAGUAAACUGUCUGUAUGCAUAAACUGUAUCUGUAGCAAAAUUAAGUUUGUAUCCUAAAAGAGGAGGCACAAGAAGGCCAAGCUUGUCUGCAUUAUUUACUCUUCCUAAUCCUGUGACAGACUUAUCUCUUUCCCAGUCACAGCUUCAGUCCUAGAUUCUUUCCCCUGCAGUCAACAGUGGUACGGCUCAUGUUGACAAUGCUAUUCAAAGAGAUGAAUUCACUUUGGACGCCUCUGCUCAGUCACUUCGUACCCCUGCUCUUCAUCGCCCUCCUCUGUCUGCAGACAAACUGUUGGAAAUGACAAAGACACUGAGACACAAAAUUACUGGAAGGAGAUUUAUUUCUUUAUCAAAGCAGUUAAAGCAGCAUUUUUUUUUUCAAACACACGGAGCAGUUUCAGUUGGUACAGAAACAAGGCUUUUCACUGAUUCUCCGUCAAAAUUCCUGCAGCACAAGAACAUUAUGCAAAAUAGGAUCAAGAGGAGGAAAAGAGUGGCAAAAAUAACAUUUUAUUCUUAUCGAUUUCUUUUUCUCAACAGGGCACUGAGAUUCAAACUGUAUCCACAGAGUUAAGACAUCUACAGUAUGGUACGCCUCGAGAGCAUCCAUCACAAAACGGCUGAAUAGGAGACAUGCUGUUGCUGGUCAUACACUAGCACAAUGCCUUUUUUUUUUGGAAACACCUAACAGCAUCCAGAACAU
Perca fluviatilis (European perch) is the source of this 1348-nucleotide messenger RNA. Its product is annotated as placenta-specific protein 9-like. The coding region runs from base 249 to 596 and encodes 115 amino acids. The record is from RefSeq and is a predicted model, not a curated record. The transcript is spliced from 3 exons. NCBI's taxonomy places the organism in Eukaryota, Metazoa, Chordata, Actinopteri, Perciformes, Percidae.